Molecule: messenger RNA, 3564 nt
Organism: Alternaria triticimaculans
Lineage: Eukaryota; Fungi; Ascomycota; Dothideomycetes; Pleosporales; Pleosporaceae
Exons: 8
Coding region: 1-3564 (1187 amino acids)
Biological process (GO): calcineurin-mediated signaling; fungal-type cell wall organization
Cellular component (GO): calcineurin complex; cytoplasm
Molecular function (GO): calmodulin binding; calmodulin-dependent protein phosphatase activity
Source: RefSeq, a predicted model, not a curated record
AUGGAGAACCAACCGCAGGACGUCGACCAGUCCAAGUACAUUGACAAUGCUAUUCGCGCCGUCCGUGAGAAGAAGCCGCUCCCCGAGAUUGACUUCACCCUGCAUACUAUGGAGGAUGGAAACCAAGUGAGCACCCAGGAACGUGUGUGCAAAGACGUACAAGCACCCGCCUUCCACCCGCCCACCGACGAGCAAUUCUUCUCCCCGCAAGAUCGCACAAAGCCCAACAUUCAAUUUCUGAAGCAGCACUUCUACCGCGAAGGUCGCUUGACCGAACAGCAGGCGCUAUGGAUCAUAAAGAAGGGCACAGAGAUCCUCAAGUCGGAACCCAACAUGCUGGAGAUGGACGCACCCAUUACCGUGUGCGGUGAUGUUCACGGGCAAUACUACGAUCUCAUGAAGCUGUUCGAAGUCGGUGGCGACCCAGCAGAGACGCGCUACCUCUUCCUGGGAGACUACGUCGAUCGCGGCUAUUUCAGUAUAGAGUGCGUUUUGUACCUCUGGUCGCUCAAGAUCUGGUACCCCAACACCCUCUGGCUUCUACGAGGAAACCACGAGUGCCGCCAUUUGACCGACUACUUCACAUUCAAGCUCGAAUGCAAGCACAAGUACUCCGAGGCCGUGUACGAGGCCUGCAUGGACUCGUUCUGCGCACUCCCCUUAGCGGCUGUUAUGAACAAGCAGUUCUUGUGUAUACACGGUGGAUUGAGUCCCGAGCUCCACACUCUGGACGACUUGAAGAGCAUUGACCGUUUCCGCGAGCCACCUACCCACGGCCUCAUGUGCGAUAUUCUCUGGGCUGAUCCUCUCGAAGAAUUCGGCCAGGAGAAGACCAACGACUUCUUCGUUCACAACCACGUCCGCGGAUGCUCAUACUUCUUUUCGUACCCCGCUGCGUGCGCUUUCCUCGAGAAGAACAACCUUCUGUCAAUCAUCCGCGCACACGAGGCGCAAGAUGCUGGAUACCGAAUGUACAGGAAAACACGGACGACUGGUUUCCCCAGUGUCAUGACAAUCUUCAGCGCGCCGAACUACCUCGACGUAUACAACAACAAGGCUGCGGUUCUGAAGUACGAGAACAACGUCAUGAACAUCCGACAGUUCAACUGCACACCGCAUCCGUACUGGCUGCCUAACUUUAUGGACGUCUUCACAUGGUCAUUGCCAUUUGUUGGCGAAAAGAUUACUGACAUGCUCAUUGCGAUCCUAAACACCUGUUCGAAGGAGGAGCUCGAAGAGGAGACGCCCAGCUCUCUGGCUUCCGGUCCAUCAUCGCCACCCCUCUCCAGCCUCGACCCAGAUUCGACCGAGUUCAAGCGACGUGCGAUCAAAAACAAGAUUCUGGCGAUUGGUCGCCUCUCUCGUGUGUUCCAAGUGCUGCGCGAGGAGUCUGAGCGUGUCACUGAGCUCAAGACUGCAUCGGGUGGUCGACUUCCCGCGGGUACGCUCAUGCUCGGUGCGGAGGGAAUCAAGCAGGCGAUCCACAGCUUCGAGGACGCACGCAAGGUUGAUUUGCAGAACGAGAGGCUCCCGCCGAGCCACGAAGAGGUGCGAAAAUCUCAGGAGGUUAGCCGAGAGCAGGCUCUCGAGAAGGCCACCAAGGAAGCCGACAACGACCAAGGUCUCGCGACUGUCGCAAGACGCAUUAGCAUCCCGAUGCCUCCAUGGGUGGCCUCAGUGCCGCGACUGACGAUCUUUCGCAAGACAGGACCGACUGAUCGACUCCCGCUUGCGCGUCGCUGUCGCAAUGUCCUCACUUCACGCCCGACCACCAGCCUCCGCGUGCGCUCCGCAUCGACGCAUGUCUCCCCGACCGCGAUAAAUCUGCGCCCGCACAUCCCACCUCGGAACAAGGAGUUGUACGAUGCACUGUCAGCGCUUAGUGGAGCCGCCGAGACCUACGUCAAUAUAAGCAGAUUGCAAUUGGCAUUGCGGGGUCUGGCGGCGCAGGAUGCUGUGACAAGAGUCGCUGUUCUCGGUUUGAACAGCCAAUUGAGUGCGCAGCAGCUUGCACGGCUACUACUCGCAGAUCCACUCAGUGCUGAGGAGCAGUGGGAGAAGGAACUGGUGAAAUCAGGCGACAACAGCGAGAGAGCGGUAUUGCUAAAAUACGGCGACGAUGCCGAUGCACAUGCGCCUUCGCCCCUCUACAAGGUCCUCUCCAUACCCUCACGAACCCUUCAAUCGCACAACCUAGAGGUCCUCAUCUCUACCAUCAACGUCAAUGUCGCAAAGUCCCUACCCCAUAUGGUAACAGAGAGCUCCACCGAAUCGUUGCUGGUUCCCAAGCUCCAGGCCACUUCCGCACGAGGAUUGCCCGUCCCAUACCCGGUACACAAGACUCUAGUAUUAGGAGAAGGUCUGGACAGCGCCAUAGCAUUUGGCAGAUUCUCGGCGGAUGGUCUGGACGAGAUGGAUGAUAUGGUGAAGAUGGCCGUCGACCUCCCCGCUCCGUCGGACGAAGUCAAAUCAGAUACCCACGCCGCAAGCGCUCCCAUCAACCUCCAAGUUGGCACGAAAGCGCUCGACAGCUUCCGCGAGUCGAUCCAAAAUUCCAUCAUCUAUGAGCGAGGGUGGUUCAAAAGUGGUUUGCCAACGCUGUCGGAGUGGUUAGUCCAAGACCUUCAGGCCACAGACGCUAUCAAGCCCCCGAUGAAGACGCUUGUAGCUUCUAUAGCCGACGAUGUAGAAGCGAGCAUCACCAAACAAGACGCUGCUCGAUUGCAACAGCUUGCUCCGGUCCAGACACAAUCAGACGUCACAACCUCCAUCGUCGGUCAUCUCGAGACCUGGGCUGAGAAGUCUCAUGCGGAGCUCCGUGACGAGCUUGAUGAAGCCUUCACGGCUCGAAACUGGCACAAGUUGGCUUGGUGGAAGCUUCUCUGGCGUGUGGACGACGUCACGAUGAUAAGCUCGGAGAUCCUCGAGCGGCGAUGGCUCGUCUCAGCGGAGAAGAACAGCAUCUACCUCGCCGGUCGCAUGAACCAAGCUGGUUUCCCAGAUGACGUCCAACAUCUCGCCGUUGCCGAUAUCCCGGAAGUGACAACGCAGGACACAGCGCCGACAGCAGAGAACCCGCGAAUAGAUCUAUCCACCAACGUCCGGAAACCAAUACCAUGGCCCCAACACAUCGCAGCUGCUCGCACAGAACUCAUCAACGACACCGUGCCACCUCUGCAGGCACUCGCUCAACGACUUCUCCUACAAACCUUCAGCACAACGUCCCUCUCGUCUGCUGCCUCAGCACUGCUCUACGCCUCCAUGUCCACCUUCUCCGUCUUCGAGGCUUCAGCCGUCGCGGCACUCGGUCUUACGUUUUCUCUUCGCCGCAUGCAGAAACUAUGGGAAGGUGCCAGAGAAUCAUGGGAGGGUACCCUGAGAGAAGAGGGUAGACGCACGUUGAAGGGUACAGAGGAGAGAGUCAGAUUCAUCAUCAAGAAUGGAGGCAAGGAGUACGUUGAAGAUGAAAGUGUAGCUGAGAGAAGGGCAGCGAGGGAAGCUGUAGCAAAGGUCAGAGAGGCACUUGAGCGGAUGGACGGUGGAGAUGGCAAGGGAAGUGUAUGA